AUGUCACCUAUAAAUACAACUGCUAAUAUAACAUUGUCUGCUUACUUACAAUCGUUUAAAUAUUUCCAAAAAAUACAAUCAGAUAUCCGAAAGGAUGUAGAAGUUGAUUUUGGAGUAUUAAUGAGUUGUGAUCAUAGUAUUAUAUCAUCUGGAACUUUUGGUUGGUGGACCGCCUAUUUAACGAAAGGUACCAGCAUUUAUUUUAAAGGAUUUCCUUCGUCCCCUCUACUUGGAUGUAUAUCUCCUCCAGAUUAUUAUCCAUCUCAUUGGAUUGGACUGGAGUAA
This is a messenger RNA of Patella vulgata (common limpet), 285 nucleotides long. Its product is annotated as galactoside 2-alpha-L-fucosyltransferase Sec1-like. The transcript has 2 exons. Gene Ontology annotation, cellular component: membrane. Bases 1 to 285 code for a protein of 94 amino acids. Gene Ontology annotation, molecular function: galactoside 2-alpha-L-fucosyltransferase activity. Gene Ontology annotation, biological process: carbohydrate metabolic process. The record is from RefSeq and is a predicted model, not a curated record. NCBI's taxonomy places the organism in Eukaryota, Metazoa, Mollusca, Gastropoda, Patellidae.